AUGACAGACGAUACUUUGAUACCACAGGGUGAUACAUUACCUCGCCAUGGGCGUUGCGAGCCCAUUACUAUUCAAUACUGUCAGCACAUAAGAUAUAAUGAAACAAUAUUUCCUAAUUUACUGGAUCAUACAAAGCAAGAAGAUGCUGGAUCUGAGAUUUAUAGUAUUUUUACACCCUUGAUAAAAAACAAUUGUUCGCCAGAUCUGAAAGCGUUUUUAUGUUCUGUCUACGCUCCAUUGUGUACUAUUCUGGAUACGCCGAUACCUCCAUGUCGUCAUUUAUGUGAAACAGUUCAACUGGAUUGUAAUGAACGAAUGACACCGUUUGGGUUCGCAUGGCCGGAAUAUUUGAACUGUUCAGGAUUUCCUGCUGUGACGGAUGAAAAUUUUAUAUGUUUUGGAGAUAAAAAUGUAACUCAUGCAUCCCGUAAACCGUCAGAGAGAAGGCUGCCCAAAGUGGAAUAUAAAUCAAGUGUAGACAGAGAUCCUACUAAACUUCAAGGAGCUAAAAAUUACGGCUUUGUUUGUCCAGUUCAGUUUAAAAUACCUAAAAAUUUAGAUCUGGAAUACACUUUGAAAGUUGGUGAUAAAAUUGAGAAUGAUUGUGGUGCACCAUGUAAUGGAAUGUUUUUUAGCAAAGAUGAGAAAGAUUUUGCCAGACUGUGGAUUGGUAUAUGGGCUACUCUUUGUGCAUCAAGUUGCCUCUUUACUGUUCUUACUUUUUUAAUUGAUACUGACAGAUUUAGGUAUCCUGAGAGGCCAAUUAUCUUUUUAUCAGUAUGUUACUUGAUGGUAGCUGUUGCAUAUAUUAUAGGGUGGGGUGCUGGGGAUAGCGUAAGCUGUCAAGGUCCAUUUACAGUUACUGUGAGUGGAACAAAAUUACCAAACAUCCUUGUUAUAACUCAAGGAACAAAACAUGAACCUUGUACAAUCCUUUUUAUGAUUUUAUACUUCUUUAGUAUGGCUUCAAGUAUUUGGUGGGUAGUAUUAACAUUAACUUGGUUCCUAGCAGCUGGUUUGAAAUGGGGACAUGAGGCUAUUGAAGCAAAUUCACAAUAUUUCCAUUUAGCUGCAUGGGCAGUGCCAGCAGUUAAGACCAUUUCAAUAUUGGCUAUGGGAAAUGUUGAUGGGGAUGUCUUAUCAGGUGUAUGUUACGUUGGACUAUGGGAUGCUGAAGCUCUACGUGGAUUUGUACUAGUACCAUUAUGUGCAUACUUAGUACUUGGAACAAUAUUCUUACUAGCUGGUUUUGUUUCAUUAUUUAGAAUCAGGACUGUUAUGAAACAUGACGGAACAAAAACUGAUAAACUUGAAAAACUUAUGAUUAGAAUAGGCAUUUUUGGUGUGCUCUACACUGUUCCAGCACUAAUUGUUAUUGCUUGCUUAUUUUAUGAGCAAGCUCAUUUUGACUCUUGGAUGGUGACAUGGCAUCGUGAUAUGUGUUCCUCACCUCAAUAUUCAAUUCCAUGUCCUUUUACAAAACAAGAAGCUGACAGACCUAGAUUCGAAAUGUUUAUAAUAAAAUAUUUAAUGACAAUGAUUGUUGGGAUAACUUCUAGUUUUUGGAUAUGGUCAAGUAAAACUAUAGUUUCAUGGCGUCAAUUCAUUGAUCGUAUAAAAGGAAGACGUGUGGAAGCAUAUGUUUAA
This is a messenger RNA of Leptosia nina, 1647 nucleotides long. The record is from the annotation of a GenBank genome assembly. NCBI's taxonomy places the organism in Eukaryota, Metazoa, Arthropoda, Insecta, Lepidoptera, Pieridae.